CCGCCCGGCAGUCAGUCACCGGCCGACCGUGUUGCGAUGACGAGACCGCCGCGCCAGCGGAGAGCGCCACGCGCCGCCCGGCAUUAGCGCGGACCGCCGCACGCGUCGUGCGGUCGCCAUGUGGUCGCCGGCCACCGUACGCCUGUUGGUGUUCAUCGGCUUUUACGUGUCGUUCUUGGCCGUCGGAGCAUUCGUGUUCUCGGCCAUCGAGGCGCCAGAGGAAGCUGCUCGGGUCCGGGAGCUCAAGGACCUCCGGCAAGAUUUUCUCGACGGGCACACGUGUGUCGGAGAUGACUCAAUGGAGAAUUUUAUUAAAGAAGUUUUAUCUGCUAGCAACAGAGGCGUAUCAGCAGCUAAAAAUGUUUCGGGAGAACCAAACUGGAGUUUUGGCCAAUCUUUAUUUUUCGCUUGCACCGUAAUAACAACUAUAGGUUACGGUCACGUCACUCCGCUGUCGCAAGAAGGCAAGUUGUUCUGCAUGCUCUACGCACUUUUCGGCAUACCAUUGACACUGGUUCUGUUGACUGCACUGGUCGAUCGGUUGAUGAUACCCACGACCAAGUACCUGCACUUCCUCAACAGCCGCCUCGGACAUCUAUAUCCGCCGUUCACCAUCCGGUUGUUGCAUUUCGGCACUAUACUGGGCACGUUGAUAUUUCUGUUUCUAUUGCUGCCCGCGGCGAUGUUCACGCACUUGGAACCCGAGUGGAACUACAUGGAUUCGCUGUACUACUGUUUUAUAUCACUCACGACCAUUGGUCUAGGAGACUACAUUCCGGGCGACGCUCCAGACCAGAAGUACAGACCUCUCUACAAGCUAAUGAUAACCGGCUACCUGGUCGUGGGACUUGUGUGUGUGAUGUUAACGCUGUCUAUUUACUACGACAUCCGGCAAUUGAACUUCGGCGUGCUUUUCAUGUUGGAAAACGACGAAACCCGUUCGAUUGACCCGGAAAAAAUGCAUCUACAAGAACCUGGAACAAACAGGACCAAGUACACAAAUGAAAAAGAUUCACCCACAAGCUUGGAGGACACCACUCCGAUACACAGCAUUCCUUAAAAUUAGGUUGAAAUAAUAAUUAUAACCAAUGAUUUCUGCUGUAUACAGUGAUGACAGUUACCUAUAUUCGACCAAAAACAAAAUCUCUAUCCAAAAACUAAUUAUUAUAAUAAUUAUUAAUUAUAUUAUAUUAAUAUAUUAUUAUUGUUAUUACCUUUAGAUUAUAAAUGAAUAGAUUAUAAAAGAUAUAUUGUUACUUAUAUUAUUGAUUUUACUGAAUGAAACAAUUAUUAAUCCAGCCACAAUAUUAAAAUAUUUACAGAAUAUGUAAUUAUAUACAUUUAUUAGUUUGAAAAGACAAUACCGUUAGUAGUUAAGUACUAUAUAAUCUAAUUAGAUAAAUAAAAAUAUAUUCAGUGAAGACUAAAAAAGGUAAAAGUUGUAUUUUUCUUCGUAUCACAAAUGUAAUACAUAUAACUAUUUAUGCCAUGUUCUGCUAUGAGAAUAGCAUUGGUUUAACAUGUCAUAUUAUAUUUUACAUGGUUAAGUACUCUCAUAACAUAUU
Messenger RNA from Metopolophium dirhodum (rose-grain aphid), 1565 nucleotides. Its product is annotated as potassium channel subfamily K member 1-like. Gene Ontology annotation, cellular component: membrane. NCBI's taxonomy places the organism in Eukaryota, Metazoa, Arthropoda, Insecta, Hemiptera, Aphididae. The record is from RefSeq and is a predicted model, not a curated record. The transcript is spliced from 5 exons. Gene Ontology annotation, molecular function: potassium ion leak channel activity. Gene Ontology annotation, biological process: potassium ion transmembrane transport; stabilization of membrane potential. Bases 119 to 1060 code for a protein of 313 amino acids.